This is a messenger RNA of Balearica regulorum gibbericeps (East African grey crowned-crane), 4191 nucleotides long. Lineage: Eukaryota; Metazoa; Chordata; Aves; Gruiformes; Gruidae. The record is from RefSeq and is a predicted model, not a curated record.
CUGAUGUAUCUAUCUGGAAGUAAUCUAAUGCAUAAAUAUUCAUUUAGUGUUGAAGGUGAUGCUAUCAAAGUUUAUGUAAGGGUACGUCCCCCUUCAGAGGGAACUGCGUUAACCGAUGGAGAUCAAGGCUUGUGUUUAUCUGUUCUUUCAUCAAAUACCAUCCGUCUGCAUUCGAAGCCUGAGCCAAAGAUCUUCACUUUUGAUUAUGUUGCAAAUAUGGAAACAACACAGUCAGUGUUCUCAAGCGUGGCCAAAAAUAUUGUUGAAUCUUGUAUGAAUGGCUACAAUGGAACCAUCUUUGCAUAUGGCCAGACUGGGUCAGGAAAAACCUUUACUAUGAUGGGACCAUCUGAUUCUGAUAAUUUCACUCACAGUCUGAGAGGUGUAAUUCCACGGAGCUUUGAAUACUUAUUUUUUCUAAUUGAACGUGAAAAAGAAAAGGCUGGCAGUGCAAAGAGUUUUCUCUGCAAAUGCUCAUUUAUUGAAAUCUACAAUGAACAGAUAUUUGACUUGCUAGAUUCUGCUUCAGCUGGACUCUUUCUCAGAGAACACAUCAAGAAGGGAGUCUUUGUCGAUGGUGCUGUUGAACAGGUGUUGUCAUCUGCUGCUGAAGCAUACCAGGUAUUAACUAUGGGCUGGAGAAACCGCCGUGUAGCAUCGACCUCAAUGAACAGAGAAUCCUCAAGAUCGCAUGCAGUUUUCACUAUCACAGUGGAAUCCAUGGAGAAAAACAAUGAGAUUGUUAACAUUCGGUCUUCUUUGCUCAACUUGGUAGACUUGGCAGGAUCUGAGAGACAGAAAGACACCCAUACAGAAGGACUGAGGUUAAAGGAAGCAGGUAACAUAAAUCGAUCACUAAGUUGCCUGGGCCAAGUAAUCACAGCGCUUGUUGAUGUGGGUAAUGGAAAACAGAGACACAUUUGUUACCGGGAUUCCAAGCUCACUUUUCUGUUACGGGAUUCCCUUGGUGGUAAUGCAAAAACAUGCAUAAUAGCAAAUGUUCAUCCAGGAUCCAGGUGUUUUGGUGAAACACUGUCCACCCUUAAUUUUGCUCAGCGAGCAAAGUUGAUUAAAAACAAGGCUGUGGUAAAUGAAGACACACAAGGAAAUGUGAGCCAACUGCAAGCUGAAGUCAAGAAGUUGAAAGAGCAGCUUGCUCAACUUACUUCAGUGCCGUCUAUGUGUGAUAUUUCCGUAUCACAAGGUGCUGUUGAAAAAGGGAAGAAUACCAUAAAUUACAUGAAUAACUUUCUUGAAGCAAUGUUGUUCUGGGAGAAAUCAGAAGUUGAAAAGAAGAAUUUAUUAGAAAAAAUUGCUCAACUAGAAGAUCUGUGUGCCAAGAAGGAGAAAUUUAUUCAAUCCAAUAAAAUGAUAGUUAAAUUCCGUGAAGACCAUAUUGUUCGCUUGGAGAGAUUACAUAAAGAGGCUGGUGGAAGUUUAUUGCCAAAAGAGCAAGACGAUCUCCUCAGUGAAUUGAGGGAAGAAUUGCAGACACUCAGAGAACAGAUGGAGCAACACCCACGAAUUGCAAAGUAUGCCAUGGAGAACCAUAACCUCAGAGAGGAGAAUAAAAGACUUCGUUCUUUACAGUCAGUUAAAAAGGCCCAAGAAAUUGAUGCUCAGACCAUCGCAGAACUAGAAAAAGCUUUUUUGGAAGCUUCAGCCACAGAGAAAAAUAGUGGAGGUCACCAUUUAUAUUCUACCACCAUAUCAGUGGAAGGCAACUCACUGGCAUCUGUUGAAAGGCUGAAAGCACGCCUGCUACAGACUCAAAGUGAACUGGCAAGUUCAAAACAAGAAUAUGAAGAAUUCAAAGAGCUAACCAAGAAAAAGCAUAUGGAACUGGAAUCAGAGCUUCAAUCCCUUCGGAAAGCAAACCAACAUCUCGAAAACAUUCUGGAAGCAACCAAAGCACACAAGCGCCGAGAAGUCUCUCAGUUACAUAAACUACACAGAGAAACUCUGACGAAUAUAACCACUCCAACAAAGGCUUACCAGCUAAGGUCUCGCCUAGUGCCGCGAAUAAGCCCAGAAAUCUUAGAUUAUCGUUCUGAAGAUUUUCAGUGUUCCAGAGAGAUAAUGGAUGACAUUUUGAAGGAGCCCAUUCCCCCACAGAUGAAUGAACAAGCAUAUGAGGCCAUUGCUGAGGAGCUCAAAGUGGCACAGGAGCAACUGAGCGCAAAGCAGACAAAGCUGGAUGAAGAGGAAAGCAAGAAUAUAAAACUCCAGCAGCAUAUUAAUAAACUGGAGCAUCAUUCUGCACAAAUACAGGAGCUUCUUUCAUCUGAAAGGAAUAACUGGAGUAAAGAGCGCCAGGAGCUCCUUGAACAGAUAAAAUCACUCGAAAAGCAAUAUCAAGACAGUCAAAGCAAGACUGAUAUAUUAAAAAGUGAAGUCUGUGACUUGCGCAUUGUCCUGCAGUCUGCAGACAAGGAGCUGUCUGCUGUAAAAUUGGAAUAUAGUGCCUUUAGGGAAAAGCAAGAGAAGGAAAUGAGUCAGCUUUCUGGUAGACAUAUGGAUGUACAGUUCCAGCUGGACAGCGUCAGGCUAGAACACGAAAAGAUUCUUGAAGAAAAAGCAAGCCUGCAGGAUGAUUAUGACAAUUUGCAGGAAGUAGCGAAGUUUGAGACAGAUCAGCUGAAGCAACAACUUGAAGACCAAAAACAAGAAGCAGAAGCAAUGAAAACUGAGCUUUGUAACCUUUUGAAACUUCUGAAAACAGAAAAAGAACAUAAUGAAAAACUAACAUUACAAUUACAAGAAGACAAAGAAAACAAUUCAAAGGAGCUCUUGAAAAUACUUGAAAAAGCACAGGUGGAGAAACCAUCCUCUGAAAUGGUGACACACUGUGAGCAGCAGGAAACAAAACUGCGGAAAUUGGAACAGGACCUGGCUGCUGCUGAAGAGAUUAUUGUUUCUUUGAAGAAGACAAAUGAUACAGAUAAGGAGGUUGUAACUGACUUGAUGAAACAGAUCCAGGAGCUGAGGUCUUCAAAUAAUCAUAAGAAAGAGUCUAUAGAUGGGCUGACAAGAGAGCUCGAGGAUAUAAAUUGCAAGUAUAAUCUUGUUCUGGCUGCAAAAGAAGAAAGCAAAGGAAUCAUAGAGGAUCAGGAAAAAAAGAUUGAAGAACUGAGGGAAGCCUUGGAGAGAAGACAAAUAGCUGAUAACAUUGAGAGAGACCUUCUGUGUGAGGACUUGCAUCAUACCACUGAUCAGCUGAUAAGACUGACAGAGGCCUCUAAGAAACAUGAUUCAUUGCUUCGGUGUGUGCAGGAAGACAUAACAAAGAAAGAAGCUCUAAUCCAGGAACUCAGGGAACAGUUGGACAAAAAGACAGAAGAACUGGAGAAGAGGAAGAAUGAAUAUGAACUAAAAAUGAAGCAGAUAGAUUGCUUUGUGGACUCAUCUGCAGUAACAUUUCCCGAGUGUCCAAAAACUCCUCCUAAAUUUGAUGUGAAUUUGGCAAAGCUCUUGGAAACUCAUGAACAAGAAAUAGCUGAUCGGAGGGCUUCUGCAAUAAAUCUGGAGCACCUUGUACAUGAACUGAAUGAAGAACGAAGAGCUAAAAAUAAUGAAAUUCUAAGGCUGAAGGAACAAUUAAGUGAGUUGGAGAACUUGCGUCUGGAAAUGCAGAUAUUGGUGGAGAACAACAGGAAUUUACAGAGCCUUGUAGAAGCUCAGAGACUAAGCAAGAACAGUGAUCAGAAACAUCCUGAUGUUCAGUACCUUGAAGAGAAAGAGGAGGAGAUUGCUGAGGAACGACUUGCCAAGAAUAAAGCAAUAGAGGAGAUGCUGAAAAUCAAAGCAGAAUUAGAAGAGACCAAAAAUACUCUCAAAAUCAAAGAGAAUGCUUGUCUUGAAAUUACUCUGGAGAUGGAACGCACAAGAGCUUUGGAGUUGAAAGCUUUUAAUGAAAAAGAAGAAAUUAGAUCAAAACUAGAGGAAACAUAUGAAGAGAGAGACAGAAUUGGAAAGGAAAUGGACUUGCUGAGGAAGCAAGUUGACUCUCUCGCUGAGGAGAAUGGGAAAUUACUUGGUCAUCAAAAUCUAAACCAGAAGAUUCAGUAUCUUGUGAAACUGAAGAAAGAUUACGCUAAACUUACUGAGGAGACUGAAAAGCUACGAGUUGAAAAUGCUUUUCUGAAAGAAACAAAAAAAUGUGAAAUAUGUAGACAUCAUGAUCAGCUAUAA